Messenger RNA from Chroicocephalus ridibundus (black-headed gull), 4352 nucleotides. RefSeq names its product ribonuclease P/MRP subunit p38 (gene RPP38). Gene Ontology annotation, molecular function: ribonuclease P activity; ribonuclease P RNA binding. The record is from RefSeq and is a predicted model, not a curated record. Bases 157 to 1008 code for a protein of 283 amino acids. Gene Ontology annotation, biological process: tRNA 5'-leader removal. Lineage: Eukaryota; Metazoa; Chordata; Aves; Charadriiformes; Laridae. Gene Ontology annotation, cellular component: ribonuclease MRP complex; nucleolar ribonuclease P complex; fibrillar center. The transcript has 2 exons.
CGGCCGUGCCGGCGCAGAGGCGGGCCCCGGGCAGCGCUGAGGGGCGGAGCGGGGCCGGGCCACGCUGGGCGCUGACGCGCUGCGGCCGACUGCGUGCCCGGGGUCCGGCGGAGGCCUUGGCGGAGCUAGGGUGGCAAAACGCAAAGGAACCUCAGGAUGUCUGUAAUUCCACAAGGGACAGCAACACUUCGUAAAGCAAAGAAAAUCACUGUAAAAACGAGUCUUGAUAACCCCUUUGUUUUUCAGUGGAAAACUAUAGAUGGAGAAGAUAUGCAUUUUAUACUACAGACUUUAGAAGAAAGGAUUAAGCAUAUUGGACUUAAAAAGAUUGAGACUCCAAGAAAGAAAAAACAUUCCCUUACAAAAAACCAAAUGGAAAUAAAGUGUGAUGCUAGCACCAAUGAACUCCCGAAAGAAGAGGAAACAGAAGGCCAUCGACAAAAAACAGGAUGGACUGACAUAAGUAUCAGAAGACAGCUUGCUAUUGGAGUUAAUGAAGUUACAAAAGCAUUGGAAAAAAAUGAACUACUUCUCUUGCUGGUGUGCAAGUCUGCGAAACCUGCCAUGAUCACAUCGCAUCUUAUUCAGCUGAGCGCAAGUCGAGCCACACCGGCAGGCCAAGUUCCCCGUCUCAGUGAAACAGUUGCGCCACUUCUUGGCUUAACAUCUGCUUUAGCGCUAGGCUUUAAAAAGCAGUCUGACAAAUUCACUGAAGCAGUAGAAGCAAUAAUUCCGAAGAUACCAGCCUUGGAAGUGCCAUGGUUUCAGUAUAGACCUGAAGAAUCUGUGGCUCAUGCACAUGCAGAUUCUUCAGAAAGUCAGGAACCUGAGCAGCUCGCAGAGGCGCUGGGGGAUGAGCUCACAAGCCAGAAGCGGAAGCGUAGGGAAAGCAGUCAGUUCGAUCUUUCAAAUGUAAUUUUGCAGCCUUUGAAAAUCAAGAAACUUGUUCCAAAUCCAAAUAAGAUAAAGAAACCACCUCGCAAAAAGAAAAAAGCUUUUUCUGCAUAACUGAUUUUAGUUUGGUUUUUCAUGCUAAACUGACUUUUUAAAUGCAGUAUGGAGUAUAGCUCGAACUGAGCUAUUUUGUUAGGCUUUACAGUGUACAAGGUGAACUUUAUGUUGCAUUCAGUUGAGGUACUUUCUCCUUUAAUAAAAGAAUAUUGCUCAAACUUGGAUGUGAGUCUUUACCUGGGAUAGAAAUUUCAUUUGCAGUUGGAGAUCACAGUUAUAGUUGGUAACGAAUAUGCUGAAAUCAUUUAAGACACAGUAAGUACAUCUUGGGAAUUAACACAAAGCAUUAAACAAACUUUGUAUUUCUAUACAGAUGAACAUGCUUCAAGCAAAAUAGCUUUGAAUUAAGUAUAAUUAUUCAAACAAAUCAAUAGCAAAAGUGAAAGUUUAUUUAAACAAAGGUCCAUGCCAGCAUAACUCUCUUUAAAGCUGGUUCAAGGCUUCUUUCAAGUAAACAGUGGUAACAGCACAGGCGCUUCCCUUUUAAACUUUCAUGGUUUGCUUUGCUGAACAAUAAACUUGUUUUGGUCAAGAAUGUACGCAGACUUGGGUUCCACCUAAUACCUUGACGGCUGCUAUGCUGAAGGAAAAACUAUUUAGAUACAAAACAAACCAAAUUUCUACUGCUACAUUUUGGAAAAAAGACUUCUGUGUGGAAACUAUUAAUGCGCAUCCCAUGAGAAGACGUAACCGAACCUAAACUCAAUUUGAUUUCUAAAUGGGGUCUGAAAUUAUUUCCUAGGUAACUGAGAUAAGCCAUGUACUGUAGUAUAUAAAGUAGAUGACAGUAGAUGACCAUUACAAGACUGAAAACAUACCAUGUAACUUUUGAGUUUCUUUUAGUUUUACUGAGGACUACAAGUAGUUUCCUAAUGAGAGAGUUGCGUUGUAGGAAGGAAAGGGAAUAGUGCUGCAAUUCAGACAACCAAAUCCAACAGCCUAGGAAUUUACUUCGUGCUCUAUAUUUUAAGCAAAAGUCAGUACAGUACUGUAGAAGAAAGCGUAAAAUACUUUAAGGAACAACAGAGUAACUCAGUUAAAGAUGGAAUUUACACAUUGUAGUUUUUAGAAAUUUGCUAAUCCAGACUUCCAGUGCCAUGAGAUGGCUAAUCUGUAUUUUCAGUUUAUUUAGAAGUGACCUUAGUUCAUGAUACCAACUAUGAAGCGAGGCAGUAGCAAUGAUUCUGUAGUUAUGAUGCUCCCUGAAGUUUAAAAAACACUUAAGACAUUUAAUGCCAAAAAUUCUGCCCUCCCUGACUGAGGGUGGCAAGAAGAGGUGAGGGUUUUUUUGCCUUGCUUUGUAGUCCUUCAUGCAUAUCCUUUGCUUUGGCUUUUUGGAUGCAUAAAGCUUUGAAGGCAUGCUAGAACUAGUGUAUUUAAUUCCCAUGCUGGCUAUCUGUAACAUUUAAAUCUUAGCCUUUAAACAGAGCAUGAGGAUUAGCUUUCGGUAAAGAACACAAGCACAGCAAUCACCUUUCAAGCACCUUCCUGCCUGCCCAGGUCUAUAGCUGUCUUCGGGGAUUUGUGUCCCCUCCACAGAUAAGCAGUUACUCUGGGAAAGAAUUUACAGCAGAUGUUUCAAAAGACUGGUGGGAAAGGUGGUGGCGUAAGCCUGAAGUUUGCCGAUCUUCGUGAAACCAUUUAUUAGGUUUAUGAGGAGUCUUACCUGGUAGCUGCUCAUAGCUCAAACCACAACAAAGCCUAUUGCACAGACAGGUUCAACUCAGGAAACAACAGAGGAGCCUCUCCUGUUAAGCUGCUGACAGUGGCACACACAGAGAUAAUACCCUUUUGUUAAGUACCUGUUUAGGAAGCGACAAACUGUCCUAUUGCAUGGGUGGAGGCUGGGACACCUUCGAGAUUCACAUCUUCUUGAAGCUGUAAUACUUCAGCGAAGUACUUGAGGUGAAGAGCACAGCUAGCCAGAAGGUUUCAGCACUCAAGAGAAGAGACUGUGUUGGAUUACACGGCUGUUAGGCAACACACAUGGGCUCAAGAACAGAACUUUCCAGGAACUGCCCCAACACUCGGGCUCAGAUGCCCGCUUCCCUCAUGCUCUCUGUCCUGGUAAGUUUUCUGUCUCAGGUACAGUGUGCACAGCUUCUACAGGAAGCCACUCUGCCCUUUUUCCCCUCAGUUAACAUGCAGCAUGAUCCAGAAAACAAGACAGAGAUGUUUACCCCUCAGAUUCAGAAGCAAAUGGCACUGUUUCCCCAGUACGAGAGUGGCCACACUUGUCCCUUCAUGCGCAAUUACCCCAAGAUUAGAGCAGAAAGCCAGGCUGCAGGAAAUCCAUGUUCAAGUCUGUCUUCUGCCUAGUCUAUUUGGUCCCAUUGUGGCCUCAACGCUUUUCCAAACAAUAGUACUGGAGGAUUUGCCUUCUGAUUUUGGAGAAGGGAGGAGAAAAGAAAAUGCCUGCCCACCAUUUCUUCCACUUGCAUUUUUGUGAGGGGAGGGAAGGCAGAGAACAUGAGCCCAUCAUUCACCUAGCAUUCAAGGCCACCCAUCUGGAUUACGGAGAGCUGGGCCGUGAUCAUUUCUUAGCAAAGAGGUACCUUAGCCAUGAGGACAGAGCUAGGUCCUGCUGUCCCACCUCAUGUUAGGCAGCAGCUGGGUAAGGACUGAUGACGCUCUGCCUUUAGAGCCAAAGCAGAACACAAUGAGCCCCUUGGUCAACUUCCUCAUCCCAGGGGGCUCCAACACAAAUGCCCAACCAUGAAGGCAGCUUUCUGCCUUUUGGGAGUUAAGAAUUUAAGUCUUUGAUGGAAUUGAAAUUAAAUCCUUCUUGUUAUCUCAGGUUAUCACUACCAUCGAUUACAUUUUCAGGCCUCGCACGGGGAGUGAAAGGUCCCUUGGCACCAUCUCCUAUGACCGCAAUGAGCAGACAGGUCUCAGAGUGGCCAAAGUUGUAAAGCCCAACUCCACCAUUAGAUGUCUGCAAGAUCUCCUUUGAAGCCUUUUUAAAUUCAUGAGGUCCCAAGCUGGUGCAGACCCAAGGGUCAGACAAACCACAUUCAAUCCCUUCCUUUGUCUGAAGGAGGUCGAUCGAAUGCUUUAAUCACAGAGCUAUAAGGCAAUAAAGGAAAGUAUUUACCACUGUCUCUUGGGCAGAAUCCCCUCACCACAAUUCAAAGGAAAAAGAAACCAAACCACAAACCCUUCACACACUGGAGGAGGAGUGGGAAGAAAGAAAAACCCCGCUGCUAUAAGGAGGUGGGUAGGGCUAUCAGUUAUGAAGAACAGACAAAUUUAUCUUCAUCUAAAUUGAUGUUUUCAGGUACAGAAUUCAACUUUCAGCAAAAUCUGCUGUCAAAAUUACAGGCAUGUUUAGAAGGAAAGUU